UCCGUAAUCUCACGAAAAAACCUCGAACGUACUACGAUUAUUGUUCUAGUGUUAACCAAAACUAUUACUAUUAUUACUCAUUAGUGUCGUUCGGUUUAUUAGAAAUUGUCGUAUUCCCUAGCACGUCGCUCGUCAUUAUCUUUACUAUUGUUAUCAUCAUCACCGUUUCGUCUUUAUCAUUAGUAAUUAUUACUAUGCGCGCACAACCGACAUCGUCGUGGCCGUUGUCCCACGUUCAACCGAGUGCCAGUGGAACACAUCGUCGCAAUUAACGUUCAAUUUAUUCGCCAUCAUCAUCAUCAUCCGUCGUGCGAGAGAACUAUUUAAUAUAUUAAAAGAACAAUAACAAAAUGGUUGGAGGGACUAGUUUAGUAGUUCCAAUUGUUUUAUGGGGUAAAACACCUUUGACACAUUGUAUUUCAUGUGUUUAUUUAUCGCCUGAUCAGCGAACACUAGUAACUGGAUGUUAUGAUGGACAAAUAUGCCUUUGGGCUGUAUCUCCUGAAACUUUAAAGAUGACUCCUAGAUGUUUGCUAGUAGGUCAUACAGCUCCAGUUUUGUGUUUAGCUCAUGCUAGUAUUGUUGCUGACAAUGCUUUUUUUGUUAGUUCUUCGGAAAAUGGUGAAAUGAGUACUUGGGAUAUAGUAGAUGGAAAGUGUAGAGAAGUUACUAAAUCAAUAUAUAUUCACACAAAUAUUCAGGCAUACCGCAUGGUCGGAACUGAGGACGUCCGUUUAUUUUGUAAUGGGUAUUAUGCUGAAGUUAUUAUAAUGAAUCCAUUUACAUUGGAAAUUAUUUUUUCCCUAUCAUCACGUGUUAAUCCUGAUUGGAUAAGUGCUCUUUAUGUAUUGAAACCUCAUACUUGUAAAGAUGAUGUAGUGUUGGGAUUGACUACAACUGGAACAGUAAAAGUAUGGACGUUAGAACAAAGAGAUUAUGGACCUACAGAUAAUCCAGUAUAUGAAAAUGAAAGUAAACAAAUCAGAUGUUUGAAUGCUUUGACUAUGGCUUGCUGUUCUCAACACCAAAGAACAGUGUUGAUUGUCUGUUCAAAAUGUUGGCAGAUAUAUGAUGCUGGUGAUUUCUCAGCUUUAUGUACAGUCUACGCACCCCGAGGUGUACGUUGGCUUGGUGGUGAAUUUUUAGCACCUGAUCGAGUUCUUAUUUGGACAGAUGAUGGAAAAGGUUAUUUAUACAAACUCCCCGCAAAUAGUAUUGUUGAAAACAAAAAUUUCCACAAACAAGCUGAAGAUGGUGAUGUACCCUAUCUAUACAGUUUACUAUCUGUGUCUUCAAAUACACACCUUUACUGCUCUCCAGCUAUUCGAUUUUAUGAGUCUCUUCAACAUGGGAAAAUAUUGAUAAGAGGUGAUUCAGAAGGAGCUAUAAAUAUAUGGAAAAUUCCAGAACUUUCUCCUGCUCAGCUAUCAGUUAUAAAAGAAAAUGAUUCUCAUAAAAAAUUAGCUGGCCUUUCUCCUUUUGUGUGUACAAGUUUGUCUAAAGCAUGGGAAUCUAUGAAACCCAAUCCUGUUGGAAUUCUCAACCAACUGGACUGCGAAAAUGUUCCAAAUAUUAAGUUGACCGCUAGUAUAUACCUGGCAGGUCAGAGUCGAUUAGUUAUUGGCCGUCAAGAUGGAUCUAUUGUUAUCAUUCCAGCCACUCAAACAGUGAUGUUGCAAUUAUUACAUGGAAAUCAUCAACACUAUAAAGAUUGGCCACCGCAUCAGAUAUUGGUGGGUCAUAAUGGCCGGGUGAAUUGUUUACUAUAUCCUCAUCAUAUGCAUUCAAGAUAUGAUAAAUCACAUUUAUUGUCUGGAGGAGUAGACUUUGCUAUAUGCUUAUGGGACUUGUAUGCGGGAACGUUGUUACAUAGAUUUUGUGUUCACGCCGGCGAAAUUACACAACUUCUUGUUCCACCUAAUACAUGUGCUAAUCCUAGAAUACUGAAAUGUAUUUGUUCAGUAGCAAGUGAUCACUCUGUUACUUUGUUAAGUUUAUCUGAACGUAAAUGUGUAGUAUUAGCAUCUAGACAUUUAUUUCCUGUUGUUACAAUAAAGUGGCGACCAUUAGAUGAUUUUAUGAUUGUAGGCUGUUCCGAUGCCACUGUAUAUGUAUGGCAAAUGGAAACUGGUCAUUUGGAUCGAGUGUUACAUGGAAUUAGUGGGGAAGAAGUUCUAUAUGCAUGUGAUGAAAAUACAACUAUAUCUAGUUCUGUGGACUCGGGUCUGGCGAAUCCUGCUGUACAUUUUUUUAGGGGACUACGCCACCGUAAUAUCAGUGCCAUUAAACAUGCAACACAGCGAGGAAUUCACCAGUUACAACAAAUGCAUAAUUCGUCCCAUGCCGAUGGCAUUGAUCAUAGUAAAUCCAGAGCUUAUCCUUUAAUGGUACAAGGACUCCGAACAAAUCCUAAUGAUCCUGAAUGCCAUAUAUUGUGUUUUGAUAUUGAAGCUUUAGUUGUGCAAUUGUUGAGUGAGGAGUAUGGGUUAAUGUCACCAAAAACUAUGGAAGCACAAGGUCUGAUAAACGCAACGGAACAUCAGAAAAUAACAGCAUUAACACAGUCUGUAUCAACUGAUGCUCAUAAAAAAAUUUCAGGAAUUUUACCUAAAAGGAAAGAUGGUUCAGAAAAUAUACUAACAAAACUUCAAUCUGUAAUAGACGGUUUUGAUAGCAAAUCUAACGAUAAAGGUCUUAAUCUUGGUGGAGUGGUGUGCCGUAAAGUAUGUGGAGCAAAUUUGACAAUGGAGAUCGCUCAGUUGUUAAUGUCUCUAUUGUAUGCAUGGGGUUUAGAUUUUGAAAUAGAUAAAAUUUGUGAAACAAAACUGGGAUUAUUACGUCCAAUGAUUCCUGUGUCGUUUGGUGUUAUUUCCAAAGGAGGUUUUAUGAGUUUACUUUUGCCUACUUGGCAAAGCAAUAUUGAUCUUGAAGAUAAUUUUGUAAAAUCUAGUAAAGGUCCUCUUAUGGACUUACCUCCAGAGAUGGUUCGAUUGGAAUUACUGACCCGACUGUUUACUGCUAGAACUCAUUGGGAAGUUAGCACUACAGUAACUAGUCAACACUUACUUGCCAUAGUUGCCAUAGCUAAUACACUUAUGUCUAUGAGUGCUCCAUGUUUCCUUGAAAAUACAUUCUCAAGGCAACUAUCUGUGAAAAAUCAUUCAGAAGAAGGAAAUGGUGAACAGAGUACUUCACAAGUUACUCUUAUUAAACAAGGAUGGGCUCAGUUGAAGACAUUACAUUGUAAGUCGUUACCUGAAAAAGUUGUUAAUCAUGGUUCCAAGAGUUAUAAACGUAUUCAGAUUGAAAUGUUGGCACAUCGUUGGCAACAUCAUUGUUUAGAGGUACGCACUGCAGCUCAAGAAUUGUUGUUAUCUGAAUUGGAACGAAUCGGCCCCAAAGGACGUAAAACAUUAGUUGAAUUCUGGGUUCAGUAUUUACCAGUAAGCAACUCAAACAAUAGCAUGAAACCUGCUGUUGUAAGCUCUAACAAUUUAACCAACCUAAAUUCUAAUGAAAAUGUUGAAUCAUCAGCCAACAUUCAAGAUGAUGAUGAAGAUGACGAAGAAGAAGAUUUAUGUUUAAGAAAACCGUCAUCUUUAAGUGAAUUACGUCGCAAACAAACAACUGCUGUGAUCUUGAUGGGUGUUAUAGGAUCUGAAUUUGGUCAAGAAGUUAAUGGGUCAGAUAAUGCCAGUACAUCAAGUCGUUCACAAUCUGGAUCAUCUGUGAGAAGAAAGAGUUCAAUCGUUGAAGGUUUCGGCAUUGGAAAUAAUAACUUAUCCAGAUUGACAAGUUUGGCUUUAACUCAAUUACUAUUAUCUCCAUCAUCCUCCAGAUUGCCCACUCAUAUGGCAUUACGAAGAGCUGCAGUUGAUCUGAUUGGUCGUGGUUUUGCUGUAUGGGAACCGUAUUUCGAUGUCAGCAAAGUGUUGUUAGGUAUACUAGAACUAUGUUGUGACAAUGAUAAACUGGUUCCCAGCAUGUCUUAUGGGUUACCUUUAACACCAGCUGCUGAUUCAUACAGAACUGCUCGACAUGCGCUGAUAUCAAUUGCAAACGUUCGCCCUGCAGUAUUCAUAACAACUAUAGCCAGAGAGGUGGCUCGCUAUAACAGUAUGCAACAAAAUACCCAAGCUAUGAAUAUGGCUAUAAGUAAUUCGGUUUUACAUAGAGCGAAACCAGAAAUUUUAUCCAUUGUGGAACAUUUGAUCGACAAAAUGCAUGUUGAAAUUACAGAAUUAUUGGUAGAGGUAAUGGAUAUAAUAUUGCAUUGCGUAGAUCCAACACAGUUGAAAACUCGCCCUCUGUCAGAAGUUUCGCCUGCCAUAAAUAAGUUCAGUCAAGUAACACAUUGUUCAACAUCUAGACGUAUAGCAGUGGGUACCAAAAAUGGUACAAUCGCCUUGUAUGAAUUGAGAUCUUCUAAAUGCCAGACAAUCAAUGCUCAUACCGCAGCCAUCUGUGCUUGUGCAUUUUCUCCAGAUGGAAAAUUCCUUGUCUCGUAUAGUGCUACAGAGAACAAAUUGUCAUUUUGGCAAACAUCUACCGGCAUGUUUGGUCUAGGAAAUAGCCAAACCAAGUGUACUAAAUCGUAUAGUACUCAGAUACACGACACGUCACGUUCCAGUCAACAGCGACAAAUCAAGUUACAUUGGGCGAGUAACCGCAGUGUUCGAUUUUUUUCCGAUGGUCUUGAAUCCACAUUUGUAAUUUAAAUUUACAUACAAUUUGUAUGUUUUAAAAUGAAAAAAAACAUUUCAUUUAUUAUGUAUGGAACUGUUAGGUCAAAAGUAUUUCACAAACAGUAAUACAACUUUUGUGGUUAUAAGAUUGUUGUUGCUUACACAUAAUGUGUAGCUUAUAAAAAUUUAUGUUGAAUUCUAAGUAUUUACUUGUUAUUUUAUGCCUAGUUAUUAUUGUUAUUAUUUUUCCAC
Sipha flava (yellow sugarcane aphid) is the source of this 4937-nucleotide messenger RNA. It is a transcript of the gene Rbcn-3B, whose product is annotated as WD repeat-containing protein 7. The transcript has 28 exons. Gene Ontology annotation, cellular component: cytoplasm. Lineage: Eukaryota; Metazoa; Arthropoda; Insecta; Hemiptera; Aphididae. The record is from RefSeq and is a predicted model, not a curated record. The coding region runs from base 351 to 4718 and encodes 1455 amino acids. Gene Ontology annotation, molecular function: protein binding.